CCCGGCCAGGCGCUGCCCACCCGAGGGAGCCCGCACUCCGCACCCGCCCACCCAACCCUCUGCCCGCCCCCACGAGCCGGGCAUCUGUGCCAGGAGCCCUCUUGAAUCAACUGAGAAGGGACCUGCAGAGCAAACGCCAUGAGCAUCUCAGCUCUUGGAGGCAGCACCAAAGGGAAGCCUCUCCCACCGGGGGAGGAGGAACGCAAUAAUGUCCUCAAGCAGAUGAAGGUGCGAACCACGCUGAAGGGGGACAAGAGCUGGAUCACCAAGCAGGAUGAAUCAGAGAGUCGUACCCUCGAGCUGCCCUCUGGCCGGAGCCGUGCCACAUCUUUGUCAUCAGCUGCCAGGCCUCCGAGCACAAGAGCUCCCACUGGCUAUAUCAUCCGGGGAGUGUUCACCAAGCCCAUAGACAGCUCAUCCCAGCCCCAGCAGCACUUCCCCAAGGCCAACAGAGCUCCGAAAAGCACUGCAGGUCUGGUGAGAGCAGCUCCAGCUAGGCCUCCCCACCCCUCCUCCUCUGGCUACAAGAUGACCACUGAGGAUUACAAGAAGCUGGCACCCUACAACAUCAGGCGCAGCUCAGCAUCAGGGGCCGCUGAAGAGGAGGAGGUGCCCUUCUCUUCUGAUGAGCAGAAACGGAGGUCAGAGGCUGCAAGCAGUGUGGUGAGGAAGACAGCUUCCCGGGAGCACUCCUACGUCCUGUCAGCGGCCAAGAAGAGCCCCAGCAGCCCUGCCCAGGAGACACAGGCCCCAUUCAUUGCAAAGAGGGUUGAGGUUCUGGAUGAGGAUGGGCCUUCUGAGAAGAGCCAAGACCCACCUGCUCUGGCAAGAUCUACUCCUGGAUCGAGCAGGUCUUCCCCGGGCUCCAAAGAUAAGGAGGUCCUCAGCCCCAGAGAGCCCGACAGAGACUUGGCUGGUGAGGAGGCCUUUAAGAGCCCUGAACCAGACCCUGAAAGGUCAAGUUCACAGUCAAGUGAUGGAAAUGUGGGAUCUGGAGCCUCGGGCUCCCCACCUGAAUGCUUGGUUGGAGCACAUAUCAGCUCUGGGAGAGGAGGCUCCUCCAGAGCUGGCAUAAAGGGCCACUCACAGCUGGAGGCCCAGCCCUCGCCCAAGUGGGCUGCAGGCAGGCUAUGCUCAGCUGCUGGCUUCACCCCUCUCCCGGAUGAUCAGAACGUGCAUGGUGCCAACUCUCAGCUUUGCAAGCCUGGACCAGCAGCCACCAGCUCUGGUGCCACUUUGGCCUCUGCUGUCCUGGCUGACAGGAAGAGUGACAGCCCAGCAGACCUGGAGGACAUGAAAGCAGACCCAAAGGGUGCCUUGGCUGGGUCUGAGGAGAAGAUUGUGGCUGCCAAGGUGGGAGAGGCCUGGCAGGAGAGGCCCAAAACCCCGAGAAGUGACGAGGGAGACCCAGCUGCAGCCAUCCAACAGCCUGCAGACCCCAGCACCUCCGAGUUGCAGAGCAGCCACAGAAGACCUGAGCAGUUUAUGGAACUGGACAGCCAGGCCAGCAGUGCCUUGGCUGGGUCUGAGGAGAAGAUUGUGGCUGCCAAGGUGGGAGAGGCCUGGCAGGAGAGGCCCAAAACCCUGAGAAGUGACGAGGGAGACCCAGCUGCAGCCAUCCAACAGCCUGCAGACCCCAGCACCUCCGAGUGGCAGAGCAGCCCCAGAAGACCUGAGCAGUUUAUGGAACUGGACAGCCAGGCCAGCAGGGUGAGAAACCCCUCAAGCUGUGUGGUCACUGUCACCGUCACUGCUGCUGCUGAGCAGCCUCACGUUUAUAUCCCAGCCUCCCCGAGUGAACCAGACUCCAGCUCAACCAGCAAAGGGAUUCUCUUCAUGAAGGAGUACGUGAAUGCUAGCGAGGUAUCCUCCGGGAAGCCAGUGUCCCCACACAGCAUCAGCAGAAUUGAGGACUCAUUCAACAUGGAGAAGAAACCCCCAUAUGACAGCAUCCCAUACUCUGAGAGAACUGGAGGGAUCUGUACUUACUGCAACCGGGAGAUCCGAGAUUCCCCAAAGAUUACCUUAGAACAUCUUGGCAUCUGCUGCCAUGACUAUUGCUUUAAGUGUGGGAUUUGCAGUAAACCAAUGGGUGAACUCCUCGAUCAGAUCUUCAUUCACCGUGACACCAUCUACUGUGAGAAAUGCUAUGAGAAGCUCUUCUAGGCUGAGAAGAAGCUGCUGACUCCUGGACAAAUUUGGCUGUCCUGAGUUGCCCCAAGUUUCCUAACUUCAUCCCUCCCCAUUUGAUUUCUUCAUGCUUUUGCCCUUCUCAAGUUGAACUUGCUUACAGCCAGUAGUAUAUCUUAAUGAUGCUAUGUUCCUUAUUUGUGUGUGUAACUUUUUAUAGCUUAGAAAUCACUUCACAUCCAUGAUCUCAUUUCAGGCUCAAGCAGAAAGGAUUGAACAAGAAUUCCAUCUUGGCUUCCCUAAGACAGGUGGCCUCCUGGUAUGAUAGGCAUGGGCAAGAGCAUGGGGUUCAGUGUGUUGUGACUCUUGGGACGGAGAGCAUAUCCCAUUCUGGUCCACAGCUCUGAGUGUACCUUUGGGACUUGAGAGCAGAAGGAGACCCCCUGAAGCUUCUGAGGGCCAGGUUGAAGACUGUUGAUGAUCCCUGGUGGGUAAAUUGCAGACAUUGAAUGCUAGAAAUUGGCAUAGGCUAAUGUUUGGCUUGUCUAUUUGCCAUAUAUAUAUUUUAAACUUUCCAUACACUUUUAAAAGUAGUUAGUUGCUUUUUAUUGAGUUCUAUAGCAUAUUUUAAUUACCUCUUUCUACCCACCUUUCACUAUAGUUGAGUUUUGUCCCACAGGCAUGUAGUCAUGUAUUAGAAAGUUUACAGAAUUAGGUUUAAAUUCUGUAGGAUGUGAUUCUUAGGAGGCUACUGACCAAAGGGACAUCUGUGUCUGAAUCUUGGUAGGUGAUUGAUACCUUUGCCCUCAAUUCCUGAUCCCUAAGCUUUAUGCAGAAAUCCUCUAAAGUAGGUUUUAGGGUAUAUAGACUCCUGCAGGAUUAAGAAGGGAGAAAAGCAGCUAACAUUUCUUGAGGCCUUUCUACAUACCAGGCAUUAUCACAAAGUGAUGAUGUUAAUCCCCAUACUAAUCUUGUGCAGAGGGUAUUCUUGUCCCCAGUUUACAGAUGAGGAUAUUGAGGCUCAUAUAUGAGAGAUGGUCAUUGCAUUGUGCAGAACCAUUGCUGUCUCUCCCUUCUAACAGUAACCACAACAGCGAGCACUGAUUCAGUGCUGAGUAUGUGCCAAACACUGUGCUGAGGUUACCUAUCCUACCAGGUAACACCACCCCCUCAGGCCUCUCCUGAGGCACACUCUUACAAAGAGGAGAAGGUGUGAAAUCACUCCUCGUCUGGCCAUCCUGGGUCGCCCUGUGAAGUACCAGAAGGACCAAACUGCCCCCCUUCUCUCUCCUCCCCUUUCCCUGAAACCGCUUCUGAACUGAGAUGCUCACAGCUGGCAAGAGAUUUGACUCACAGACCUUCCAAAGAGGAGCUUGUCAAUCCAGGGAAAGCUCUAGUGGGCUAGCCAAUCUGAGCACAGCACCUUCAGUGACCUCCUAUAUUCCAGUCCAGACUCUGUCCCAAGCUAGCAGCAACUACUGGGGCCCCAGGUACUCAGAAUGUGGAAACCUGUUGCUGGCUGGACAGGUGCAGGCCCAUUCGUGUGGUCAGCUGACGCUCUGCUCAACUUCAACUGGGCUUCUCUACCUUUGGGACCAGCAUCGCUGUGUAGGCUCCCCGAGAGGAGGAACAACCUGAGAGUUUUCCUGAUGAAAAAUGAGAGCCUCUUCUCUUGAUUUAAUUAUAAAAUAUCUCUCCAUCUCUCCCAUUUCAGAGUCCUAUGCACAUUGACUUGUAGGCUUGUUCUUCCUGUCAAAUGAUCAGGGAGGAUCCAUUUAUUUGCAAAGAGAUGCAUCAGAUUUGCUUUGGAGGGAAAAAGUGGUACAACAUGCCGUGUACUGACACUGAACAUGAGCUGGUGUUCCUCAAGACUAGCCCUUGGCCCAUGGUAGGCACUGACAUGUAGGUGCUGAAUGAAUGAAUGAAAAGAAAAGAAACGUCACUUUUUGGGCAGGAGGUGCCAUCCCUGAGUCUUGGUAGUACAGGCCCCGCUGAUGGAGUGCAGGAUAAAAAGGUCCAAGAUAGGCUGGCUUCCCCACCUUCAAGAUACACUCUGCCUUUAAGGGAGUUUUAGAACCAACAUGCAAGAUAUUGAUAGAAAGCUUGCGAGAUCAAUAUUGAUUUCAAUCCAAAACAGCCUCUCUCAAUGGCUAAAAAGGCACAGAAUUGUGCAGACUUAAGGAAAAGGGGUGGUUGCAUCACACUUUUGCUUUUUAAUUGCCUAGUGUUUUUAAUCAUACUUGCUUAACCCACAUUAAUGUACACAAUUAUAAUAAAUGUUAAGAUAUUA
This is a messenger RNA of Ceratotherium simum simum (southern white rhinoceros), 4420 nucleotides long. The record is from RefSeq and is a predicted model, not a curated record. NCBI's taxonomy places the organism in Eukaryota, Metazoa, Chordata, Mammalia, Perissodactyla, Rhinocerotidae.